AGAAGCGCAGGGAACUUGGAGGAGUGAGGCAUCGCGUUGUUGUGACAUAUCUCUGCAGUGCGGACUUUAGUACAGUGUGUCCUCUGCUGCGGAGCUUCUCCGGUCCCGGUGCUGCGGUGUCCGCUCCUCUCCUUCCGGCCCCCACACUCCCAGUCACAGGCACCGGGUGGCGGAGAGGCGGCCGCCGGGUCAGAUCAACUGUCACUGACAAACUAUACGCUCACCGCGGACACGUCUGACCCGUCCGCUGCGGUGGUGCUAGCCCCGGCAGCUAAAGUUAGCUAACCUUCCGUCAGGGCGGUUAUGGUGACAAUAAAGUUAAGUGAGCCCCUCAACACAACUCCACGGGAACACGAAUAACAACACAUUCAGAGGAGAGUCAGAAACGACUUGCAGUGUUUUAUUUGGGGUUAACUUCUCGACUCCCACGCGGACUUACCGGAGCUAGCUAAUAGUGACAGAUGAUGCUGCUCUCCGCCACAACACGCCUUCUCGGAAGAGGGAAGACUUUGCUCCCUGACCCCGUGAGGAGGAUCUGCGUAGAAAUGUCGACCUCCUCCCUGGCCGGCAAGCGACUGCGGGUCCUGGUCGACAUGGACGGGGUGCUGGCAGACUUCGAGGGCGGGUUCCUGAAGAAGUACCGGGCGAGGUACCCGGGCGAGCCUCACAUCACCCUGGAGGACAGGAGGGGGUUCUGGGUGUCAGCGCAGUACGGGCAGCUGAGGAGCGACCUGUGUGAAAAAGCCAUCAGCAUCUGGGAGUCCAAAGACUUCUUCAUAGAGCUGGAGCCGCUGCCGGGAGGAUUGGAAGCCGUCAAGGAGAUGGCCAGGAUGGAUAACACAGAUGUCUUUAUUUGCACCAGCCCUAUAAAGCAUUACAAACACUGCCCAUAUGAGAAGUAUGCUUGGGUAGAGAAGCAUUUGGGCCAUGACUUUCUGGAGCAGGUCAUCUUGACCAGGGACAAGACAUUAAUCAGCGGUGACAUCCUCAUAGAUGACAAGCCUGAUAUUCUUGGCGUGGAGUCCAAACCGAUGUGGCAGCACAUCCUGUUCACCGCCUGCCACAACAAGCAUCAGUCCCUCAGCCCCUCCCAGAGACGCCUCCUGUCUUGGUCGGACGACUGGAGGGCCAUCCUGGACAGCAAGAGGCAGUGAGGGACGCUUGAACCCAAGAGCCACGGCGGCCUGGCUUCCUAGUUAGUUUCUGGUCGGGGGGGGUCGCCACCACCGCCAUGACAUCAUCACCAUACCAGUGGGUGUCGCUGGGAGAGGUCCCUGUCUUGCAGAAACUCUGAUAAAUAAGGUAAACUCAAGGACAAGCUGCUGGGAGUUGACAUUCACUUGAAGCACCACAAGGGGGCACUAUGAGACCGAGUGUGAAGUCAUGUCGACAACCACAUUUCCACUUCUUCUGGUACAACAUGUCACAACAAAACAAACGAACAUGGGGACACUGUGGAUACAUGGGAAGUCUGACAGAGCAGAUUGAACUUCCUGUCAGCUGCUACCUGUGUUCUAUUGUUAUGGUUUUUUUUAAGGAUCUUUCUGUUGACAUUUCUGUUCAAAGUCAAACAUGUUUUUUUUUUGUUGUUUUAGACACUCGAGUGUUUUUAUCUGUUUUUACAAAAAGGCUUAUCAGCAUUUCUCAGCACUGUGUUACAUUAGUGAGUCAGUCGACCACGAUUGGCUCACAACAACAGGACACUCCACUACACGCUAAUAUUUACACACAAUACAUGAACACAGGAACGUGACCUGGACUUCCAUUGUUAGUGUUUUAAAAGCCUAUUAUUUGACAUGUUUGUCAUCUGGGUGCUGUAUUCUGGUGCUUUUUCCACAAAGAUCCACGGUUCUUAAUUAAGCUGUUUUCAGAUUGUGAACUCCGGAGAAUGUCCACAUAAUGGGGUCCUGACUUUCUCCACAAGAACGCAGCAGGAGAUUCAUGCAGGAAACAGGACAUGACGUAUAAAUCCCGCUGGUGAGAUCACAUGUUUUUGGUCCCUUACGCACAUGGUAUUCACCAAUUACAGGUGUGAACGCAGUCAGAUCAGAUAGCGAUCCGAUCACGCCAGGCCACAUUCGGGGGUGUUCUGGGCCACACGUGUCCACAUUCUUUUAACGGUGUGAACACGAAUGCCUGAGACACAUAUGAAGGAACUCCUACUCAGAUGACGUCCUCUAACCAGCUGCAGUUUCAUGAAUCGAACGUUUAUUUUCUCUUCUCGUUGAUUUGUUUGUACCCACAGUCACGACAUCGACACUGAUCACCAGAGAGCUGUCCACUUGUGAUCGGAUCACAAAAACCACAUGUUGAUACCAGAUGUGUAGGGGGCCUUUUGUUUACAGCACAUCAACACUGCUUGCAGGUCUUGGUGACAAAAGCUCUCUUGGUCUUUCCAAGUUCAGAUCUUUUAUGUGUAUGACACCUCUUUUUCAUCCUGAGGUAUUUGUAUUCUUUUAGUUUUUGUUUUGCGUCACGUGUUAGAAACGACAUCAACACGCCCACUCUCCCGCAGUGGAUCUUAAGGAGAAUCUCCUGUUUUAUUCUCAAUCGCACGUUAUCCAGAGUUUUUACUAGAGAAUGUCCGCAGCAACUCACUCUGACAUUUACGUUCUCACAUACGGCCCCUCUGGAGAGUAUCCGGAGUUCAGUGCAUGUCUGAAAGCAGCUUUAAUAGAUUGAUAAGAAACAAAGUGCUAGUCCAACCCUCAGAAUUGAACAAAUACAUAUGCAUGUUGCCAAAACCAUCACUUGUGUCAAAAAAUGAAACUGUGUGUUGAAUUUAAACGAAUAUGAAAUUUUAAAAGAUGUCUAUGAAAAACAAUGAAUAUAAGAGUAAUUUAGAGUUUUAAAAAUUUAAAAAGACGAUUUAUAGAUGAUAUAUUUUCAGCUAUGUUUUGCUUUUACAUGCUCUACUUUCACAAAUAUUUUAAUAGUUUAUGGUUAAAUGCUUGUUGUUAAUAUGCACUGAAGUUACAGAGAAUAAAAAAGAAAACAGAACCACAGUGUCUUCAAAACACAAUAAGAUGUGUUUGUGUUUAUGUUUUGUGUUGGUAUUUUUUUAUGUCUUUUGUGAAUUUGAAAUGCAUAUCAACCAAAAUGUAUCCACAUUAUUUUUUACCACAAAAUGCUUUCAAACUCUUCUGAGGUGCAGAAAUUUAUUUCUGGCAGACCAGUCGUGAUUUUGCUGCAAUUGUGUUUUUUAAGAACAAAGCGGUGGAUCUUGAACAUACUGUAUGUAAUGGCGGGCAUAGUUCGAUGUUCUUUGUGCCUCUUCUCUUGUUGUUUGUACCUUGUUUCACCACGUUCAAAGUAAAGAGUACCUGGACCAUGGCAUGUCAUAAUUUGUAUUCACAUUGCUAAUAGUCACAAACUGCUUUCGACACAAGUUUGGAAAGCUCUCCACCCUUGUGGUUCAACGUUUCAGGAGUUUGUGAAAAGAGCCAAAUGUGACUCGGCCCUCGGUCCAUAUUCUAUCACACCAGGACUUUGCUGGUUCGAUGGAUCGACCUACUUGCACCCUUGAGUCGUUGCGUUUUCGUUAACGAUUCCUGUAGUUCGCGCCAAUUACAGUGUAAUUUCUAAUCAAACUCAGUUAGAGAAUGAAAACCUGCUUCCAUAACGAUCACACCUCUGAGAAUUACACAAGAAAUACUAUCAAGAGCCUACAUGGGAAUAAAUUUAAGUUAUGGCGUUUAUUAAGCAACUUCCUCUGCCUUGCGGAGAAGAGUAGGAGUAAUGUUAAAGAAUAACUCGUCAUAUAAUUCACCACAUGUAUGCAGAGGAGAGAGAGUCAGAGACAUUAAACAUCUGCCAGAUGUGGAUUCUUUGAAAAUAUACUUAUUUUCUAUAUUUAUUUUUCUUCAAGUUCAUUUGUGAAAAAACUUGGCUUUGCUGUCACUGAAGCUACUCGACAGCAUACAAAAAAAAGCAAGCACUGCACUUGUGUCAGUUGUACGUGAUCCAAUUUUGUCAAUAAAUGUCUCAAGUUUG
Molecule: messenger RNA, 3993 nt
Organism: Hippoglossus stenolepis (Pacific halibut)
Lineage: Eukaryota; Metazoa; Chordata; Actinopteri; Pleuronectiformes; Pleuronectidae
Product: 5'(3')-deoxyribonucleotidase, mitochondrial
Exons: 5
Coding region: 462-1154 (230 amino acids)
Biological process (GO): pyrimidine deoxyribonucleotide catabolic process
Molecular function (GO): 5'-nucleotidase activity
Source: RefSeq, a predicted model, not a curated record